This is a messenger RNA of Protopterus annectens (West African lungfish), 2330 nucleotides long. Its product is annotated as interleukin-8-like. Lineage: Eukaryota; Metazoa; Chordata; Ceratodontiformes; Protopteridae. The transcript has 4 exons. Gene Ontology annotation, cellular component: extracellular region. The coding region runs from base 254 to 562 and encodes 102 amino acids. Gene Ontology annotation, biological process: inflammatory response; cellular response to lipopolysaccharide; chemokine-mediated signaling pathway. The record is from RefSeq and is a predicted model, not a curated record. Gene Ontology annotation, molecular function: CXCR chemokine receptor binding; chemokine activity.
UUAUAAGUUAGGAAUUUUGAUAGUGAGCAGACAAAAUAUGAGGACUGCAUGGCAGAAAAGGAAAUGGCACAACUGAGUUAAUGAGUGUUUUGGAAACUGCUGUUGUGUAAUCCUAAGGAAGUCUUACAGCUCGUUUGGGGCUAUAAAUACAGAGAGAUGGAAGUUUAAAGCAAUCCAAGUUUUUCUGGCAGCACAUCCGACCCAACGUUAAGAAGAGCCACUGGUGAAAGAAUCAGCAAGAAACAACACAAGAAUGAACUGCAAGACCGCUGUCAUUGUUGGGGUACUCCUCCUGUGCUGUGUGACUGCGCUGGAAGCCAUUUCCUUAUCCAGGAUGGAGCUGAGGUGCCAGUGUAUAAAUAAAGAAUCACGAUUCAUCCAUCCAAAGAAUAUGAAAAGCGUGGAACUCAUUCCUAGUGGUCCACACUGCAAAGAGUUGGAAGUCAUCAUAACAAUGAAUAGUGGUAACCAAGUCUGUGUCGAUCCAAAUGUCCCCUGGGUAAAGCAGAUCAUCAAGAGAAUUUUGGAAAGUUCCAAAACAACUCCUCCUCCAGCUUUGUGAAGGAUGAUAAAGUUGAAAUCCACAAUGCAUAGCACUUAAAGAAGUACAGUGAAGAUGUUCAAGCUUAUUUAACUCUUUUUUAUUUAAUAUAUAUAAUUAUGGAAUUGACUCUCUUAAUUAUUUAUAUAUUUAUUUAACAAGACAAUCAUUUGCACAUUUGAAAAUAAUAUUUAAGUAUGAAUGGCUGAUACCAGAGUAUGAGACACAAAAAGGCUGUGGCUAGAAUUAAAUGGUGGGUCUUCCGUAGUUUGAAGAGGGGAAGAUGCCUUCAUUUUUUUCAAAAUUUGCAAAUUUUAAGCUAAAUAAAUUUUGGAAAAGUAUAUAAAGCUCAGGGAUUCAUGUUAAACAUGUUUUGACUUGAACUGUUACUGGUUUAUUUAAUGUAUUCAGGUCAAGAAGGCAUUUAAACUUUGCUUUUAGCUAGUUCCAAAGAAAUGAAAGGAGGCCGUUUCUAAAAGCAAAUAGAAGACUGUGAUUAUUAUGGCCAGUUUCCUAUUCACUGAAACCCAUCUACUGGAGUUGUUACCACCUUACCUUAAUUGGAAUGCUAUGAGGGAUACUGUAUCAUAAUUUGUGCUACACAACUCUGAAUAGUGGCCUAUUUGUGUGUGUGUGUGUGUGUGUGUGUGUGUGUGUGUGUGUGUGUGUGUGUGUGUGUAUGUGUGCGUGCACAUUUUAUAUAAUUCAGCAUUUUACAGUUAUGAUAACAGUAGCAAAAAUUUGCAAGAGGCAUUCCGCUUUUGUCUUCUAAAAGUGCGAUAUACAUGUAUGCAAGUGUGUGGUGUUAUCCUUCUGAAUGAUAAAAGAAGUGGAUGGUUUAUGAAUCUGAAAGGACUCCUACCUGUUGUAGGGAUUUAUCAUAAGCUCUAAACAAUAAUUAUUUGUCAUGUUUAAAUUAUGUUACUGUUGUUGUUUUUGCUAUUGGCAUAUUAUUUUUGUUUGGAAAUAUCACUAUGUAAAUUAACAUAAAUAUUUGAUAAUUUAUUUAUUUUACUUUUCUAGGCAAAUGGAAGGGUCUUUUUUAAUGAUUCUUUUUCAGUCAAAUAUGAGAUAAAAGCUUGUCAAGAUAGUAACUGUUUUCCUGCUUUAAUGAAAGAAGCAGAUGUGGUCAGCAUCUUGUUGAUACAGUAUUUAGGAGCUAAAAUCCUAGUCAUGAAACAUUCCAUCUUCACGUGUUUAAAACAUAAUGCAGUUCACGUGUUUAAAACAUAAUGCAGUAAUAACAGUCAAUGAAUGCAUGGGGAAGCAGGUGUAAGACUGAAAAACUUAUAGUAAGAAACAAAACUCGAAGUCUGAGGUGAUAUUCUAUUUCAUCAUCCUAACGGAAUCCCCUUUUAAUACAGCUAGCUGAUUCAAAGCAGCAGUUAAUCUUACAAUAAGUAACAUUUAGAGACACAUUUGAUGCAUACAUUUCCCUUCUGGCUGAUGUGAAGUUUGGAAAGUGUUUCAGAAAACUAUGACUGUGAAGUUUCACUUUUAGAGGGAUGAUUGUUUUAAUAGUGCACUUUGUAGUUGUCAGUAUAUGAUCUCAGUCUUACUGGGAGAAAACUGUAAUGCCAAAUUUAGGUGGAAAUAUAAGCUAAAUGUUCAUUAAAGAACUAUCUUGUUAUUUUUUUAUUUUUAAAUAGCAUGUUUCAUUUUAUCAGUUGAAAUCAAUCCAGUGUAUUUUUUCCUCUGUCAUCAUGAAUUUAUUUAUUUGAUGUAUUUCAAGACUGUUAUUUAAUUGUUUUUGACGUUAUUUGAAUUAAAUGAUGGAUGGAUUUUUUUG